AUGGCAGGCUGGUUCUCAUCCUCGUCCCCGCUCGAUGAACAGAUCGAGCGGGCGACAGGUUCUUCGCUGGAAGAUAUCGCUCUAAACUUAGAGAUUUCCGAUAUGGUACGGUCAAAAAGUGUCCAGCCGAAAGAGGCCAUGAGGUCCUUGAAGCGCCGACUGGAAAACCGAAACCCGAACAUCCAGAUAGCGACAUUGAAGUUGACCGAUACAUGUGUCAAAAACGGAGGCACCCAUUUCCUGGCCGAGAUUGCUUCACGUGAAUUUAUGGAUAACUUGGUUUCUUUAUUGAAAUCUGAGGGAGCUCCCUUAAAUCCAGAUGUUCAGCGUAAAGUGCUGGAGUUGAUUCAAAAUUGGGCUAUGGCAGCUCAGGGUCGCAUGGAUCUGAUAUACCUAGGAGAAACAUACCGUAAACUCCAAAGUGAAGGGUUUCAAUUUCCGCCAAAAACAGAAAUGAGUGGUACUAUGUUGGAGAGCGAUGCUCCACCGGAAUGGAUAGAUUCGGAUGUCUGCAUGCGAUGCCGAACUGCCUUUAGCUUCAUGAACCGUAAACACCACUGCCGGAAUUGUGGCAACGUCUUCGAUGCACAGUGCUCCAGCAAAAUGAUUCCGCUUCCACACCUCGGAAUAUUGCAGCCAGUUCGGGUUGAUGACGGCUGCUACACUAAACUGACAUCCAAAGCCUUUACCCCAUCAGGGCUAUCAGAUCGAUCUGCAUUCAAGAAUCACUCCAUAACGAAAUCAGCCUCCAUGGAGCCUCGUGGCGCCAAGGCAGACAACAGUUUUGAUGACGAUCUUAGGCGUGCAUUGCAGAUGAGUCUUGAGGAAGCGGAGGGCCGAGGACCCUCGGGAUACGUGCCUCAAACUGGCAACGUCCCUGAACCGACUACAAUAUCCUCCGGGCCGACCAAUGUAGAAGAGGAGGAUGCAGACCUGAAGGCAGCAAUCGAGGCAUCGUUGCGUGAUAUGGAGCAGCAUAAGCAGAACCAUGCUGCUGCCUUGAAAAACAAUCCGGCGCCCAACGAUACAUUUCGCGACUCUUCAAGCACCCCAACACCACUCCCGAAAAACCCAUAUGAGCUUAGUCCUGUCGAGACGGAGAACAUUCACCUAUUUUCCACUUUGGUUGAUCGAUUACAGCACCAACCCCCAGGAACUAUUCUUCGAGAGCCACAGAUUCAGGAGCUCUAUGAUAGUAUAGGUACACUUCGACCUAAAUUAGCCCGCAGCUACGGUGAAACUAUGAGCAAGCAUGACACCCUGCUUGAUCUCCAUGCAAAGCUAUCAACUGUUGUUCGUUACUACGAUCGGAUGUUGGAAGAGAGGCUGUCCAGUGCCUACUCCCAACAGAAUCUCGGAUAUGGCGCCGCUGCAGCUGUUCCUCAAUACCCAAACAUGCCAGCGCUACCUGCCCAGGCACCGGAUAUGAAGUCUGGGGCUGAGAACUUUUACUAUGGAAAUGCUCCCGAGCCAUCUUAUGCUGCCACUGCCGGCUAUGCGCCUCCAGCAAUGAAUAACAACUCAUAUGAAGCAACGCCUAGUAGUAUCACGAGUCCCGUGUAUCCAACACAGGCUUAUCAUGGACACUCAAUGAAUGAACCGCACAACACUGCAUGGAACCAAAAUCCAUAUCCAUCACUGACUUCGCCCCUACCCCAAAGUGGUACCGCCGGAUCUACUGGCCCAUCGCCUUACUAUGCAGCUCCCCCAGAACAAGAUCCCAACCAGUCGCAAUUUUCUGAGGUUCCUUACCAACCCUCACCUAUUAUGCGACGAGACUCCCAAUACCAAGCUAGUGCACCUCCAGGGGUUUCGACAUCAAACAUCCCAGAACCGCACUCAUCCGAGCAUAUCCAAUCACCUGCAUACUCGACCAUGGCGCCCGCACUGCAUCAACAGCCCACUGGACCCCCUCCUCAAUCCUACUAUUACCAGCCCCAACAGCCCAGUGCUGUGCCUUCCGGAUAUCCACCGAUGGUUUCUGGCCAACCGGGAGCGUAUCCGGACCCCGGGCAAACACAGCAUUCCGUCACGCAUAAGCCCGCAGCACCAGUGGAAGAGAGUUUGAUUGAGUUAUAG
Penicillium angulare is the source of this 2079-nucleotide messenger RNA. It is a transcript of the gene vps27, whose product is annotated as ESCRT-0 subunit protein VPS27. Gene Ontology annotation, biological process: protein transport to vacuole involved in ubiquitin-dependent protein catabolic process via the multivesicular body sorting pathway; protein targeting to vacuole. Gene Ontology annotation, molecular function: metal ion binding; phosphatidylinositol-3-phosphate binding; ubiquitin binding. The record is from RefSeq and is a predicted model, not a curated record. Bases 1 to 2079 code for a protein of 692 amino acids. The transcript has 5 exons. Lineage: Eukaryota; Fungi; Ascomycota; Eurotiomycetes; Eurotiales; Aspergillaceae. Gene Ontology annotation, cellular component: ESCRT-0 complex.